AUCUGCAGCGCUGUUUCGUCCCCUAAAAAAAAAACUCCAUUUCUACUGGAAGAAAGCAUAGAGAGACGCAGUAGAGUACAACGGAGUGGAGGUGGAGUCUGAAAGGUGGGGAGGGAGAAGAAAGGGGAGAGGAGGAAAACGGGGAAAGGCAGAUACAACAGAAACGGGGGGAGGACGGCGGAUGAAUUACGCUUUAAAAGUUGCAUUACAACAAAUUUGACAGUUGCGGCGAAGAGGAAUAAAACAAGAUGAUAACGCCCUACUUCCUAGAGAAUUUCUGGGGUGAAAAAAACAAUGGCUUCGAUGUGUUGUACCACAACAUGAAGCAUGGCCAAAUUUCCUCCAAGGAGUUGACAGACUUCAUCAGAGAACGGAGUACUAUCGAAGAGGCUUAUGCCAGGUCGAUGACCAAACUUGCCAAGUCAGCUGGCAACUUUUCUCAGCUUGGGACAUUUGCUCCGGUGUGGGAUGUGUUCAAGACCUCGACGGAGAAGCUGGCCAGCUGUCACAUGGAGCUAGUGAGGAAGCUGCAGGAGCUUAUAAAAGAAGUUCAGAAGUAUGUGGAAGAGCAGGCCAAAGCACAUAAAAAGACAAAAGAAGAGGUGGCGUCCACCCUGGAGGCUGUCCAGAACAUCCAGACCACCUCUCAGGCGCUGCAGAAGUCCAAGGAGAUCUACAAUGCCAAAACUGUGGAGCAGGAGCGCCUCCGCAAAGAGGGGGCCACCCAGAGAGAUGUGGACAAGGCUGGAGUUAAAGCCAAAAAAGCCACAGAGACCUACAAGUCGUAUGUGGACAAAUAUGCCACAGCUAAGUCAGAGUUUGAACAGAAGAUGGCAGAAACUGCACAGAAAUUCCAAGACAUUGAAGAAAACCACAUUCUCCACAUGAAGGAGAUCAUUCAGUCAUACUCGCAGUCUGUCGACGAAACACACGUUCAAAUAGGAGAGGUCCACAACGAAUUCGUGAGGAACAUCGAAAACACCUCGGUGGAGAGUUUAAUACAGAAACUGGCCGAGAGCAAAGGAACGGGCAAGGAGAGACCAGGACCCAUUGAGUUUGAGGAGUGCAAUACAGCUAUUGCUACUGAAGGUGCCAAACCAAGGAAGAGAAAACCAUUUGGCAUCCCAGGUCGUAGGAAAGACAAGGACACAGACUCCACGGAGUCCACAGAAGUUGAAGCUGCUAACACUGCCAAUGGUGCUCCCCCUGGAUACUAUGGGGCCAUAGACAUCCAGAACGCUAAUGUUCCCCAGGUCGAUGCAGAGGGCUUCUGCAUCAGACCAGAAGCAAAUGAAAACGAUGCCAAAGAGAAUUCCUUCUACUCAUCCAGCGAUUCCGAAGAUGAGGACGAACCCAGGAAGUUCCACGUAGAGAUCAAACCCGUUCAGCCGAACAACGGCACGCACCAGAACCGAGCCACCAUCGACGAGCUCAAAGCCUCCAUCGGGAACAUCAUCCUGUCGCCUUCGACCUCCGGACAGAUGCGGAGGAACCAGUCCAGUGAUGAACUGGCAAAGACCAGAGUGCCAGCGUCGUACGAACUGACUAACAACGACCUUCUGUCUCUGGACCCGUUCAGCCCGACUGUAGCAGCAGGCUCCUCCUCCUCUAUGUCCUCAUCCACAGACCUCGCCUCUAUUAUCCUCUCAAUCCCUCCAUCUCCAUCUUUUCUGAUGAAUGACUCAGACGUGUUUCUGCCAGAGACACCAGUGCCAGUACCGAACAGACCUACCACCCCUCUGACAGCCGGAGCCCUGGUGCCCCCACCACGACCCUCCUCCAGGCCCAAACUCCCCACCGGGAAACUCACAGGAAUCAAUGAGAUUGUACGGCCGUUCAGCCCACCCAAGACAUCCAACGCCAGCCCGCCUCCCACCGCACCGCUCGCCCGGGCAGAGAGCUCCUCCUCCUUGUCCUCGAACGCCUCACUCAGCGCUGGUAACACCCCGACUGUCGGAGCUGAGCACACCUUUGCUCUCCUCCUCUCCUCUCCAGAGCCAGAGCUGCUCUCCCCCUCUCCUUUCUUUCUGCUAAGCCAAAAGGACGAUGUGUUCAUAGCAAAGCUGCCUACCUUUGAGAAGCGGUGUGAAACACCAGCAGGAACGUCUCGCGGUCCCAGCCCUGUGACCCUGGCAUCCCAAGAUGCUUUGCCCAUUGCCGUGGCCUUCACAGAGUCGGUUAAUGCUUACUUCAAAGGGGCUGAUCCCACUAAGUGUAUCGUGAAGAUCACAGGAGACAUGACUCUGUCGUUCCCCGUGGGCAUCAUCAAGGUGUUCACCACCAACCCCUCCCCGGCCGUGCUCACCUUCAAACUGAAGAACACCAGCAAGUUGGAGCAGAUCCUUCCCAACCAGCAGCUACUAUACAGCGAUCCUUCCCAAAGUGACUCCAACUCCAAGGACUUCUGGUUCAACAUGCAAGCACUGACAUCCUACCUCAGAAAAGCCUUAGAUCAGAAUCCUUCAGCUUCCUACUACAACGUGGACAUCUUAAAAUACCAGGUGCUGUCUGACGGGAUUCAUUCCACUCCUCUCAACCUGGCCGUUUACUGGAAGUGUGCACCGAGUACAACGGACCUGCGGGUGGACUACCGCUACAACCCGGAGUCCAUGGCCUCCCCCGGGCCGCUCACCAACAUACAGAUCUUAGUGCCUGUCGACGGAGGAGUCACCAACAUGCAAUCCCUACCCAACUCCAUCUGGAAUUCAGAGCAGAAUAAGUGUCUUUGGAAACUGAGUGACAUCUCAGAAAAGUCUGAAAAUGAAGGUGCCGGGUCUCUGAGGGCCAAGUUCGAGCUGUCAAAUGGCCCGUCAAACCCCUCCACCAUGGCGGUGCAGUUUAUGAACGAGGGGAGCACCCUGUCAGGAGUGGACAUGGAGCUGCAGGGGAGUGGAUACAGACUUUCUCUCAACAAGAAGAGAUUUGCCACAGGUCGUUAUAUGGCAGAUUUCUGAGGUGACCCACCACUCUGCUUCUCAAGAAAG
Messenger RNA from Thunnus maccoyii (southern bluefin tuna), 2984 nucleotides. It is a transcript of the gene fcho2, whose product is annotated as FCH and mu domain containing endocytic adaptor 2. Gene Ontology annotation, cellular component: plasma membrane; clathrin-coated vesicle; cytoplasm. Lineage: Eukaryota; Metazoa; Chordata; Actinopteri; Scombriformes; Scombridae. Gene Ontology annotation, biological process: synaptic vesicle endocytosis; clathrin coat assembly; clathrin-dependent endocytosis. Bases 249 to 2954 code for a protein of 901 amino acids. The record is from RefSeq and is a predicted model, not a curated record. The transcript has 29 exons.